Molecule: messenger RNA, 1673 nt
Organism: Copidosoma floridanum
Lineage: Eukaryota; Metazoa; Arthropoda; Insecta; Hymenoptera; Encyrtidae
Product: tyrosyl-DNA phosphodiesterase 1-like
Biological process (GO): DNA repair
Cellular component (GO): nucleus
Molecular function (GO): single-stranded DNA binding; 3'-tyrosyl-DNA phosphodiesterase activity; double-stranded DNA binding
Source: RefSeq, a predicted model, not a curated record
UUGUAGCACAAGCAACAGAGUGAAUAAGACCGUACUUUUCAUGAUUAUAUUUAAAUAUUGUAACACUAUUAUAAGAAUAUAUUAAAUAUCUAGCAUUACUAGUGCAGAUCGUUUCAGUUUGGCUAUAGUUCAUUUAUUGUUUUAUCUAACGAGUGCAAAAACAUUGAAAUGUCUACCAAUACAAGUGUAUGUAGUUUCGCUGCAAAGUAUCGAGCUACAGCUCCUUAUCACUUUUUUUUAACUCCAGUUUAUAACGAGCCUGCCACUUAUAACGGGCAGCAUUACACAGUUUCAUUCCACGAAAUCAUGGAUCGUGCUUUGGGGGAACUAGUUGAGUGCUUUCAUAUCAGUACUGCAAUCGAUUUGGAGUUUAUUUUUUCACAGUACAAAAGAGCUUCUCAAAAGCCUAGAGUAACUUUAAUUUACUGUCACAACCUUACAUUUAAUGACUCCGACUCUGACUCUAAUUCUAAAUUGGAUUUUGAUUCUGAGGUACUUGACAUUGAUUAUAAACAGUACAAAAAAACUCAUCGAGAAGGUCAUAUGUUUUCAAAUCUAUCAAUACUAAAAUAUAGGGAUGACAAAAUCAGACUUGUUAUUUCCACAGCUAGUCUGUGUUUUGAAGAUUGGAAUAGAGGAAUUCAAGGAUUAUGGGUAUCUCCAUUUCUACCUCUACUCCCAGUUGAUGCAGAUGAUACAGAUGGAGAGUCUGUCACAAAUUUCAAAAGGGAUUUUAUUGAAUACUUGUCGGAACACAAAGAGCCACAAGUGUUUGGCUGGUUAUCUCUAUUGUACAGAACAGAUUUUUCUUCUGUCAAAGUAUUUUUCCUGGGAUCUGUUCCUGGAACACAUCAGGGUCCUGCAUUGAAUUUGUGGGGACGAAAUAAACUUAAAAAAAUACUGUCGGAACACGCUGUUUUGCCGGAAAAUGCUAGAGAUUGGCCAAUUGUCGCUCAAACUCAUGACUUAGGAUAUACAGGGGAAACGUAUUUCAAUUGGCUAAACUACAAUGUUCAAGCAAUGGCGAUGGAAAAAGAUAAAAAAAUAAUAUAUACACCAGAAUUUAAGCUUUUAUAUCCAUCUAAAAAAGACGUUCCUACAGAGCUUGAAGAGAUGUCUCAUUGUUAUGAAAAAGAUUUUUAUCUCAAACAGCAGUGGAUCAAGGAGUACUUGCAUCAAUGGAAAUCAGAGAAAAUAAGGCGCUUACAAGUAUUUCCAAGUCAAUUCAGUUGCUACACUAGAAUUUCACCCGAUGGUACGAAAAUUCCCUGGUUUGUACUAACGAGUAUGAGUAUGCUAAGGAACUCUUGGGGACAGUUUUUACGCAGAGUUAAAGAACCUCAUCUUUACAUAACCAGAUACGAAGCCGGUGUUGUAUUUGUUCCGAAAUUUCUUGUAAAACAAGAUACGUUUCCGAUAAAACAAAAUAGUUCUUCAAAAAUGCCAAUAUUUUUGCUACCAUUCGAUUUGCCAUUGACUCCUUAUGAACCAAGUGACGAGCCGGUCUGCAAGCCAUCAGUCAAAAAUGAAAGCUCAAGCGCACUUGAAGAUGAAUUAAUUGAAAAAAUAGCUCUUUCUCAUACGUAAACCCAUGUAUUCACAUUCUGACAGAUGCAAUAAAAACAAUCGCACAAAAAUCAUAUCAAAGACAUUUUGGAACGUUUUUUACAUUG